Molecule: messenger RNA, 1750 nt
Organism: Grammomys surdaster
Lineage: Eukaryota; Metazoa; Chordata; Mammalia; Rodentia; Muridae
Gene: Gpr137
Product: G protein-coupled receptor 137
Exons: 8
Coding region: 260-1450 (396 amino acids)
Biological process (GO): negative regulation of osteoclast differentiation; regulation of autophagy; negative regulation of bone resorption
Cellular component (GO): lysosomal membrane
Source: RefSeq, a predicted model, not a curated record
UAAGCUGACGGGCAUCGGCCGGCUCUCCCCCUCCUGCCAGCCGGACACGAGCGACCAAGGCCAGGGACUCUGUGCCACUGCAUCCUCGCAUCUUGGCUCUGGGACUGGCCCAGGGAGGGACACCCCAGCCCCCAUUUCAUUUACCCUGGAGUUCCCAGCUCUCACCACUUAUUGGAGUUCCCACCCCUCCGUAUUUAUUUCCCUGGCUUCUAGCCAGCCCUCUAUCUCUGUCUCCGGGUUUCAGGCCUCCCUCCUUGACAUGGAGAGUAACCUGUCUGGUCUGGUGCCUGCAGCUGGGCUGGUACCUGCACUGCCGCCUACAGUGACCCUGGGGCUGACCGCUGCCUACACUGCCCUGUACGCUCUGCUCUUCUUCUCUGUCUAUGCCCAGCUCUGGCUGGUGCUUCUGUAUGGGCACAAGCGCCUCAGCUAUCAGACGGUAUUCCUGGCGCUCUGUCUGCUCUGGGCAGCCUUGCGUACCACACUCUUCUCCUUCUACUUCCGAGAUACUCCCAGGGCCAACCGCCUGGGCCCCUUGCCUUUUUGGCUUCUCUAUUGCUGCCCUGUCUGCCUGCAGUUCUUCACACUGACGCUUAUGAACCUCUACUUUGCGCAGGUGGUGUUCAAGGCCAAGGCGAAGCGUCGGCCAGAGAUGAGCCGAGGCUUGCUGGCUGUCCGAGGGGCCUUCGUGGGUGCUUCACUGCUCUUUUUGCUGGUGAAUGUACUGUGUGCAGUGCUGUCUCGCCAGCGCCAGGCACAGCCCUGGGUCCUUCUGCUGGUACGUGUCCUGGUGAGCGACUCUCUCUUCGUCAUCUGUGCCCUCUCGCUCGCUGCCUGCCUCUGCCUCGUGGCCCGUCGAGCCCCUUCCACCAGCAUCUACUUAGAGGCCAAGGGAACCAGUGUGUGUCAGGCAGCUGCUAUAGGGGGUGCCAUGGUCCUGCUCUAUGCCAGCCGGGCCUGUUACAACCUGGCAGCUCUGGCCUUGGCCCCUCGGAGCCGGCUGGAUGCCUUUGAUUAUGACUGGUACAACGUAUCUGACCAGGCAGAUCUGGUGAAUGACCUAGGGAACAAAGGCUACCUGGUGUUCGGCCUCAUCCUCUUCGUGUGGGAGUUGCUACCCACCACACUGCUGGUGGGCUUCUUCCGGGUACACCGGCCCCCACAGGAUCUGAGCACCAGUCGAAUCCUCAAUGGGCAGGUUUUUGGCUCCCGAUCCUACUUCUUUGACCGGGCUGGCCACUGUGAGGAUGAGGGCUGCUCCUGGGAGCAUAGCCGAAGUGAGAGCACCAGCAUGUCCGGCAGCCUGGGCUCUGGCAGUUGGUAUGGUGCCAUCGGGCGUGAGCCAGGCUGGGGAGGGGCCAGCCAGACGAGGACCACUCCUCUGCUCUUCUCCCAGGUGCCAGGACCUGGUAGCCACCACCACAGCCUCUAUUCCACGCCACAGACGUGAUCUCCUUUUACUCUCCAUAGAAUACCCAGGCCCCAGCUCCCCUGACCCCUGGCCCCUGUGCCAAGUACGUCUGCUGCUUCUUGCCCAGGAUGCCAGGAGACUGUGGCUGCUUCUCUCCUCUGGCCAGCUCCUUGCUGCUCCUAUUGUAGUGAGCUUGUGCCAUCCCCCUAGAAUGGGGACAAGGCCCCAGAAUACCAGAUGCCCACAGUGCCCUGGCAUGCUCUGCCACCUCUGCUUCCACACUGGAUCCAGCUACCUCUCCUGUGCCUACCACUCAAUAAAGAGAGUCUGUGCCCUGUC